AGGCGUCAGAGCUUUGAGUCACCCCCGGGGCAGAAUCGAAAGUAAUCUCGGGGAGGGGCGGGUGCGGGGUGCGGCCGAUGGGUAGCCGAGCGGCAGGCGGCAGGACCCGGAGCGCGCACGGGUGCCGCCCCGUGUGCUCUUCCCCCCCCCCAGUCCAAAUGAGGCACAGAAGUGGGGAGGGGCAGCCGUCCCGGGGGUCCACUGUUGCUUCUCAGAACUCAGAAUGCUGGGCCUUUAGAAGUCAGGAGCCUGAGAGGCCUUGGGAUGCAAGGACCCAGGAGACUGCACCUUGGGGCUGAGCUGACCAUCUGAGCUGAGCCCAGGAGCCCCCAGGAUGCAGCCCCCGCGUGUGCGGCCAGCACCCAGGAUGUUGGCCGCACCCAGGUGCAGCCCUAUGCCCUCUGGCCCCAUGACCACCCCUAAGGAACCCAACCUGGCCAGACUGUGCGCCCAGGUGGACCUGCGCCUGGCGUGUUCCCGCUGCACCCAGCGCCUUAACGAGAGCACCUACCUCCUGCGUGCUGUGGAGCACAGCUGUCCCCGUGAGAUCAUGUUGGCCCGCUGCAAGCAGACUGCACCUAGCCAGGCCUGGCGCAAGGUGGACCGGAGGCCUGGCUUCCCUCGGCCUGCCCGCUAUGAGGUCUGUCGCUACUACCGCCCAGGGCUGGGCUGCCGGCGCCACCGAAACCAGUGCACCUUUGCCCGCAGCCCCGAGGAGGCGCUGGUUUGGACAUUUGAGCGGGAGCAUGGGGUCCCACAGCUGUGGGUGAAGGCUGCGCUGCAGGGUGGUGGGCCCCAGGCCCAGGUACAGGCCCCAGCUGAUGCCAUCCUUGCUGAUUUUGGUGGCCGCUUCCAGCUGCUUUGCACCCACUGUUUCCGGCGCUGCCCACCGCGCCUCUGUCCCAUGGAUGCCCGGGGCCACUGUCCCACUCACAGGUCUGGGCCCUCUCUCUUGGCCCAUGUGAGCACUGAGGGCUGCCGGAAGCAGCAGGUCUUAGAGGUGCGGCCUCGGCCCCAGUACCGCCAGCCACUGGCCUACUGCAGGUUCGUGCGCCGAGGCUGGCCCUGCCGGCAUGGAGCGUCACGUUGCCAGUAUGCCCACAGUGAAGUGGAGAUGGCUGUGUGGGAGGCUGAACUGCUGGGUGGGCUGCAGCGGAGGGACCUGCUGGUGCGCCCUGCCCCAGAGCCAGAUGGGCCCUCUGCCCUCCGUGACCAGCCCCCCGAGGCCCGGCUGUACUGCCACGCCUGCCUGGUGGCCUGUGACUCCCAGGAGGCUUUUGAGAACCACUGCUCAUCUGUGGAGCACUCCCAGAUGGUGACUGCGGACCACAGCACAGUCUGGGAGCACCGUAGCCCACCCACAGGGCUCUCCAUCUUCGAGCUCUGUCCCAGGCCUGAGUUCUGCGAGUACGGGUCCACCUGUACCAGGGCGCACUCUCAGCAGGAGCUCCGAGAGUGGGUCCAGCGGGCACGGGCCACACAGCUGUGGGAACGGGAGGCCUGGCGGGAGGGACUGAUGCCCUACCAGGCGCGGUUGCUGGCCGAAUACCAGCGCAGCAGCAGUGAGGUCCUGGUGCUGGCUGAGGCUGUCGAUGGCGUAACUGUCACCUGCGAACAGCCCCUGACACAUUGUGACCAGGAGAAGCAGACCCAGCACAGCUGGACCUUUAUCCUCCACUCUGAGGAGCCCCUGCUGCACGUGGCCCUGCUCAGGCAGGAGCCAGGAGCAGCCUUCUGGCUGGAGGCCCCCUCUCUGCCUGUGGGCCAGCUCUAUGCACAGGGGGAGCGCUUCCAGGUGCCAGGCAUCCCCUCCAAGUUCCAGGUGGGCGUGCGGGCACAGAGUGCCUCCUUCGGUAGCUUUGAGCAGUGGGUGGUGUUUGACUUUGGCCGCCGGCCGGCACUGCUACAGAAGCUGGGGCUACAGCUGGGGCAGGUGCACUGCCCAGAGCUUGGGGGGCCACCAGUGGCUAGUCGGCACGAGGAGCUGGAGCGCUGGCACACUGGCAACCGCCACGUGGUACCCUGUGUGGAGCGGACACCCGAGCAGGUGGCCCUGAUGGCCCGGUACAAGGUGCCUGCACUGGCCCUGGACUUUAGCCUCAGCAGCCCCGGCCCAGGGCCCGUGUCUCGGGCCAACUACCGGCAGAGGAUGCACCAAUUUCUCUAUGAGGAGGAGGCUGCCCGGCAGCAGCUGGUGGCCAGGAUGAACCUGCGUGGGCCUGUGCCUCUGAAAAUGGCUCUGCAGACACCCGCCCUGGGCAUGCUGUUCCCGCUGCCUGGCGCACUCUACGCUGAGGUACCCAUCCCCUCUUCCCUGACGCCAGAUACCGACCUGGGCUUCCUGUUAGCACGGGACGUCAGCACAGCCCUGGUGGGCCCAGCACCGGCGCCUGAUGACACAGUGUUUGAGGCACGGCUGGAGAGCCAGGCCAGCUCAGAGCGGGCGCUGUGGCUGCAGCUGCCGGCGCGCUGCUGCGAGGCACUGGGGUUGCAGCCUGACACCAGCCCUGUCCUGGAGGUGCAGUUCCAGAUCGACCCGAUAGCCUUCCGCCUCUGGCACCAGGCGGUGGAUGCGCUGCUGGAGGAGCGGCUGGUGGUGCCGGACCUGGCGGCCUGCGCCCUGCCACGCCCGCUACCCACCCCACCCGUGCUGCAUGGCAACCGCAAGCAGAAGCUGGCUGUGGCCUUUGUGGCGGGCAGCAGCCCCAGCAGCACAUGGCCUGUGGCCCCGCUGCUCAUCUAUGGCCCCUUUGGCACUGGCAAGACCUACACGCUGGCCAUGGCCUCGCUCGAGGUCAUCCGGCAGCCUGGAACCAAGGUGCUCAUCUGCACGCAUACCAACAGUGCAGCUGACAUCUACAUCCAGGAGCACUUUCACGGGUAUGUGAGCAGUGGGCACCCUGAGGCCGCCCCGCUGCGCGUGAUGUACGUGGAUCGGCCAUUGAACCAGACUGAUGCAGCCACACUGCAGUACUGCUGCUUGACUGAGGACCGCCGGGCCUUCAGGCCACCCAGCAUGGCUGAGCUGGAGCAACACCGCAUCGUGGUCACCACCACUUCGCAGGCCCGUGAGCUCCGGGUGCCAGCUGGCUUCUUCUCUCACAUCUUCAUUGAUGAGGCAGCCCAGAUGCUGGAGUGUGAGGCACUGAUCCCGCUGAGCUAUGCCACGUCCGGCACACGUCUGGUGCUGGCGGGCGACCACAUGCAGGUCACGCCACGCCUGUUCAGCGUGUCUCGGGCCCAGGCACCCAGCCACACGCUGCUGCACAGGCUCUUCCACCACUACCAGCGACAUGGGCUGGAGGCCGCUCAGCACAGCCGCAUUGUCUUCCACGAGAACUACCGCUCCACUGAUGCCAUCAUACGCUUCGUCUCCCGCCACUUCUAUGUGGCCAAGGGCGAUCCCAUCCAUGCCAGCGGCAAGGUGCCCCGCCACCCGCAACUCCACCCACUGAUGUUCUGCCAUGUGGCGGGUGUGCCUGAGCGUGACAUGUCCCUGACGUCCUGGAUCAAUGUGGCCGAGGUCGCCCAGGUGGUGGAGAAGGUGCAGGAGGUCUAUAGCAGCUGGCCGCGCUGCUGGGGCAGCCGGGAACAGAGGCACAUCUGCGCCGUCUCCCAUGGUGCCCAGGUGAGUGCACUGAGGCAGGAGCUGCGCAAGAGGGACCUGGGCCAAGUGUCUGUGGGCAGCUUUGAGAUCCUGCCAGGGAGGGAGUUCCGUGUGGUGGUGCUGAGCACCGUGCACACCCACCGCAGCCUGGAGGGGCCUGGCACACCCACCCCUGAGUUCUUCACGGACUCCCGUGUGCUUAACACCGUCAUGACACGCGCCCAGUCCCUGGUGGUGGCUGUAGGGGAUGCAGUGGCCCUCUGCUCCUAUGGGGCCUGCAGCAAGCUGUGGAAGAGCUUCAUCCGGGAGUGUAGUGAGCACCGCAGCAUGAGCCCUGAGGACCUGAGCCUGGAGCAGAUAGAGGAGAGCGUGCUGGAGAGACAGCGCUGGGCUCAAAGGCAGAAUGGCCGGCGGCCCAGGCCCCUCCAGGCUGAGGGCUCUGGGAACCUGGCUCCGGAGGAUGGGCAAGCCAGGGAGCAGGCCUUGGCCAAGACCCCUGUUACGUUGGUCAGGGCCCCAGCUGUGGGGGAGGAGGAUGGGCAGACAGUGGAGGCCAGGGCUGGCAUAGGCAGCAAGUGUCUAGCUUUGUCUGAGAACCCAGAGGGCAGGCCGCCUACAGGCCCUGAAGACCCAGAGGACCCAGAGGACACAGAAGACUCAGAGUCCAACUUCUGGCUGUCAGAUGGGGAGCUGGAUGCUGAUGAUGCCAUCCUGCAGGAGCUGCUGGACGAGAGCCGCAAUGUGGUGGUGACUGUGACGGAGGACGGGCUGCUGGACACGGUGGCCAGGCCGGUGUCCCCAAAGCAAGCCCGGCAGUAUGUGAACCGGCCCCCAAGUGAACUCCGGAUGCUGCUCCGUACAGAGCCAGUACUGCACCAUCGCUGCUCCUUCGUGCAGGAGACCUUCGAUCGGGCCACAGCAGUGCCGUUAGACGACACGGGCUGUGGGCCCAUCCAGGUGCGCGGCCGCCUGCACUGUGGCAUGGCCUUCUCAGGGGAUGAGGUGCUCGUCCGGCUCCUGGGCAGGCCUCCCGGGAACAGGGCCUCUGAGGGGCGGCCCCAGGGACGUGUGGUGGGCGUGCUCCGGAGGCGUCGACAGGAGCUGGUAUUUGUGUGCCGCAUGGAUGAGUGGGACUCCCGCAUCAUGACUCCCAUUGAUGGCUCUGUCACCAAAAUCUUUGUGGCAGAGCUCAAGGACCCACAACAGGUGCCCAUCCACUGCCUGCGGGCUGGCCGGCUGCAGCGGGUGGGCUUUGAGCACCUGGCACCUGAGCACCGCCGCAACCGGCUCUUUCUGGUGCGUGUGGUCCUAUGGCGUGAGCGCUUCUACUACCCUCUGGGCAUCGUCCUGGAGGUGCUGCCUGAGGCCUCCACCUGGGAGCAUGGGCUGCAUGCCCUGGACCUGGAGUAUGGCCUGACAGCCAUAGCCAAGCCCGACCCUGCCACCAUCACCAAGGCUGUACAGAAGUUCCGAGCAGAGCUGGAGCACGCACCUCACACCCGAGAGGACUGCCGCACCUUCCUGACCUUCACCGUGGACCCCCAGGGCGCCUACAACUUGGAUGAUGCCAUUAGCGUGCGGGACCUGGGCCCCCGCUAUGAGGUAGCCGUGCACAUCACCGAUGUGGCCAGCCUGCUCCCCAGGGAUGGGCCACUGGAUGUGGAGGCCCGCCGGCGGGGCACUGCCUACUAUGCCCCCGACCGUGAGCCAGUGCCCCUGCUGCCUCCUGGCCUCAGCCGGGACGUGCUCAGCCUCCUGCCUGGCCAGGACCGCCUGGCCAUCUCCCUCUUCCUCACCAUGGAGAAGGGUAGUGACCAGCUCAAGGGCCUGCGCUUCUUCCCCUCCGUGGUCCGCUCUGACCGCCAGCUGACCUAUGAGGAGGCCGAAUGCAUCAUCCGGGCGCACCCAGGUGCAGGCCUGGAGCUGCCCUCCCGCCUGGACUCGCUGGACGCCUGUGUGGUGACUGCCUGCUACUGCUCCCGAGUGCUGCGCCAGCGCCGCCUACAGGAGGGUUGUCUGUAUGAACAGCCCGAUGAGGACAGUGCGCUUGGCUUCCGCCAGGCCCAUGUCAUGGUGCAGGAGUUCAUGAUCCAGUUCAACAGCCAGGUGGCUGAGUUCCUGGUGAGCCAUGCUAGCACGCAGAGGGUCACACCACUGCGGUGGCAGCCCGCUCCUAGCACCCGACAGCUGGAGGCCCUGCGGGAGAAGCACAGGGAGCUGGUGCCACUGUCUUUGCACCUGCGGCACCGUUUGCUCAGGGGUGGCCCCGUUGGCCCCCUGGACUCAAGGCUGCACCUGCUGGCCUCUCUCUGGAGGCGGGUGCAUCUGGCCGCCCACUCCCAGGACCUGCACCUGCUGGUGGACCUCCUCACCACGGACGAUCUGCACCCUGGCCUGGCCCCUGCAGGUCACGACCUCCGCAAGGCUCUGGGGCGCUCCACCUUUGGCCGCUCCAGCCAGGGGGUGUGGCAGCCAGCCACCCACUACUCGCUGCAGGUAGACUGGUACACCUGGUCUUCCUCACCCAUCCGCAGGUACCUGGAUGUGGUGCUGCAGCGUCAGCUGCUCCUGGCGCUGGGCCGCGGGGGCUCUGCCUAUUCCGCCAGGGAUGUGGACGGGCUCUGCCAGGACUUCAGCCGCCAGAAUGCCCGUGCCCAGAGCUACCAGCGCAGGGCCCACAGCCUGCGCCUGGCCACGCAGCUCAGGGCCCAGCCCCAGGACAAGCUGGGCUUCGUGGUGGAUGUAGAGGUGGGUGCCCGCUGCUUCAAGCUGCUCUUCCCAGCUGACAGUGAGGUAUUGCCCGACCCCUGCCCUGUGUAUUACCGCUUCCUGCAGCUGGCUGAGCACCCACACCCACUGCCUGGCAGGCAGGGCCUGCGGCUCGUAUGGCGGCGCCGUGUCUACUCAGUAGAGGAUGGCCCAUGCCCCCCACUGCCUGGGGUCCUGCUGGAUCCACAUGGCUGUCUGGUGGAUGCCAGGCUUUGGCAGCAGCUGCUGCAACUAGUGGCAGAGCAGCGCUGGCCUGAGGCUGCUGCCCUGGUGCAGAAACAGGACACAGCAGAGCCCCGGCGGCCAGAGCUGGGCUGGGUGCGGCGCAGCCAGUGUGGCCACUUCCUGGAGGUGUCACGAGAGCUGGGGACCGGGGAUACAUUGCAGGUACAGCUCAGUGCCUCCCUGCAGCGUGGCUUUCUGGCACCCUCACUGCAGCUGUGCACAGUGGCGCCCGGCCUGGGAGUAUGCCUGGAGCAUGUGGAGCGGCCUGGGGACUGCUUCUCUGGCCGUGUGCCCCAGGCAGGGCGCGAGCGCUGCCGGGACCUGGCAGAGUAUGCGCGUGUGUGGGCACCCUUCUGCACCCUGGAGGCAGCCACGGGCGCCGUGGCAGAGAACGAGUCCAUCACACUGCGGCAUGUGGACAUCUGCUGGGAUGCGGAGGCUGAGGGGCAGCUGCGGGGCUCCUUUAGCCUGGAGCUCAGCUUUCUGCACCAGCAUGGCAUCAACAUCAGCCUGGACCACUGCUACCUCUGCAUCCGGCUGGAGGGGCUGAGGGCCACAUCCCCUGAGGGGCAGUCAUGGCUGCCAGCAGGUCCGGCCCCGGGCCCUGCCCUUCACAUUGACCCUGACACCUACACCUGGGUGGCCCAUGGGGUGACAGAGGUUGCUGAUGAACUGGAGGGCCAGUUUGGGUCCUGGCAGGUGUACUUCUUCAUUCAACACACGGCCAUGGAGAGGGUUCCGGAGGAGGUGCUGAGACCAACAUCCCGGUUCACUGUGGAGAUGCUGCCAAAACAGCUCCCUGACAUCCGCAAGGAGGAAGCCGUGCACCUGCUGAAGAAUGCCUCCUCACUGGUCAUCAGCAUUGCUCUGGGCCAGCCCAUCUGCCUGCCCCCGCAACCCUCUCGGCAACAGUCCUUAGACUUUUCUCGUCAGCGGCCCCCACACAGAGGGGUCCCCAGCAGGUUCCUGGAGCGGCAGAGCUUUGACAUCCCUGGAGGCCGCCACAAGCUGAACCCCAGCCAGACCCAUGCAGUCCGGGAGGCGCUCAAAAAGCAGUUCACUGUCAUCCAGGGCCCACCAGGCACAGGGAAGACGGUGGUGGGCCUGCACAUCGUAUUCUGGUUCCACAAGGCCAAUGAGGAGCCAGUGAGAGUCAGUGGCGGCGAUGGUAAUGGGGAGAAGCGGCCCCGGAACCGCUGUGUUUUAUACUGUGGGCCGUCCAACAAGUCAGUGGAUGUGCUGGCAGGGAUGCUUCUGAGCAGGACUGCAGAACUGAGGCCCCUCCGCGUGUACGGCGAGCAGGCAGAGGCCACGGAGUUCCCCAUGCCAGGUGUAGGGAGCAGAGGCCCGUCCAGGAAGACACCCCGUGAGGGGAGGCCCAACCAGACCCUCAGGUGUAGCCCUGGCCCGUUGGUCCAUCUAUCUGUGUGGGGGUGGGAAGGGGCCCCCACAGCCCAGGAGGACCUACCUUGGGCCUCAUGUAAAAGCACCCCUGUCCCUCCCUGCAGGAACAUCAGUUUGCACCACCGGAUCCGGCAAGCCUCCAACCCCUACUCGGCAUCGGUCAAGGCCUUCGAUGCCCGCAUGCAGAGUGGAGAGGUCUUUUCCCUGGAGGAUCUCAACAAGUAUAAGAGGAUCCUGGUGAAUGCGAAGAAGUUUGAGCUAAGCCAGCACCAGGUGAUCCUGUGCACCUGCUCCUGCGCGGCCUCGGUUGUCCUCAAAAGCCUGAACGUCCGGCAGGUGCUGGUGGAUGAGGCGGGCAUGGCCACAGAGCCCGAGACCCUCAUCCCCCUGGUGAACUUCCCCAUGGCUGACAAGGUGGUUCUCCUCGGGGACCACAAGCAGCUGCGGCCUGUCGUCAAGAACGAGCAGCUGCAAAACCUCGGGCUGGACCGGUCUCUUUUCGAGAGAUACCAUAGGGAGGCUUACAUGCUGGAUAUACAGUACCGCAUGCAUGAGGGGAUCUGUGCCUUCCCCUCCAUGGAGUUUUAUAAGAACCAGCUGAAGACCUGGCAAGGCCUGCAGCGGCAGCCUAGCGUCCUGGGCCACGCAGGCAAGAACAGCUGCCCUGUUAUCUUUGGCUACGUGCAGGGCCACGAGCAGAGCCUGCUGGUGUCCACGGAUGAAGGGAACGAGAACUCCAAGGCCAACCCGGAGGAGGUGGCAGAGGUGGUACGCAUCGCCAAACAGCUGACCCUGGGCAAGACAGUUGAGCCCAAGGAUGUGGCCGUCCUCACGCCCUACAAUGCACAGGCCGCGGAGAUCAGCAAGGCCCUGACCAAAGCCGGCGUGCAGGGAGUGACGGUGUGCUCUAUCACCAAAAGCCAAGGCAGCGAGUGGCGCUAUGUUCUGGUCAGCACAGUUCGCUCCUGCCCAGAGAGCGACAUGGACCAGCGGCCCACGAAGGGCUGGCUAAAGAAGUUUCUGGGCUUUGUGGUGGACCCCAACCAAGUGAACGUGGCUAUCACUCGGGCCCAGGAGGGGCUCUGCCUCAUUGGUGACCACCUCCUCCUGCGCUGCUGCCCGCUCUGGAGUCGGCUUCUGGACUUCUGCCAGGCCCAGCGGAGCUUGGUACCAGCAAGCCAGGUGCGCGUUCACAGGAAGCCUUUGUGAAAAGUCCACUUCUGCACCAGUGGGCCCCGGGGGAUUGGCGGCCUCCCUCUGCCGCUGUCUUGGCGACCCCACUCAGUGGGAUCCCACGUGCCUUCGGUGGUCAUCUGGCCACCUCCUUGGCCGGCCAGGGUGGGGGAGGCCCGCCACGGUUGUGCAGUGUCCACUGCCUUUUGGUGUCUCUGGGAAGGUCUGAGAAGUUGAGGCUGCUCCUUGAUCUGUGGACACCAUCCUGGACCAGACUGGAUGCUGCCCCGUGGAACUCAGCUUUAUUUUCUACUUGGAAAUACAUCAAGCCAGUGUCUUUUUUUUUUUUUUUCUCCCCUGGAAUGGGAUCCACAGCCCAGGCUCAGGGCAAGAGGUCUCCCUGGAUGAGGGAUUCUUUUCUCUGCCACCACAGCCCCAUCUGGCUUGGGGACCAUGGCCCUGUGUCCUCCAGGGGCCUCCCUAGCAGGAGAGGCAGCUCAGAACCCUAUGCCCACACCACCCCCCCUCAAUGUUCCGGGCCUGCUCGUGCAAUACUUCCUGGGGUGUGGGGGUGUCUGGGAUGGAGGCAACCCUGCACUGAUGCCUUGUGAUUCCACCCUGAGCUCUGCAGAUCCUGGACCCUGAAGCCUGGUUAUCAGGGCCCCAGGGACAGCCUGUCUGGGUAUCUCUGCAGGGUGCAUUGUGUCCUGCCUUCAUUCUGGCCCCUACCCCCAGCCUGAGUCUCUGUGAUCCUAAAAGUGUGACUCCGCUCUGUGCAGUACUCUCUCCCCCCCACCUGGGGGCGCUGCAGGCACCAUGUUAAUUCCCAGAGGGAAUCUGCUCCCCCUGGCUGCUCUGCAUGGGAGUCGUGGCAGUGUCUGAUGCUGAUGUUUUCUACAAAUCAUAUUUCUACAUUCCAUUUUUAAAAUCUUUUCUUAGACUCUGUAUUAUAUGAUUAAAUGUUAAUUUUAUUAUCAA
This is a messenger RNA of Erinaceus europaeus (western European hedgehog), 10156 nucleotides long. It is a transcript of the gene HELZ2, whose product is annotated as helicase with zinc finger 2. The coding region runs from base 335 to 9214 and encodes 2959 amino acids. Lineage: Eukaryota; Metazoa; Chordata; Mammalia; Eulipotyphla; Erinaceidae. Gene Ontology annotation, molecular function: RNA binding; metal ion binding; 5'-3' DNA helicase activity. The record is from RefSeq and is a predicted model, not a curated record. The transcript is spliced from 20 exons.